This is a messenger RNA of Ochotona curzoniae (black-lipped pika), 2049 nucleotides long. It is a transcript of the gene AMER2, whose product is annotated as APC membrane recruitment protein 2. Gene Ontology annotation, molecular function: phosphatidylinositol-4,5-bisphosphate binding; beta-catenin binding. The transcript has a single exon. NCBI's taxonomy places the organism in Eukaryota, Metazoa, Chordata, Mammalia, Lagomorpha, Ochotonidae. Gene Ontology annotation, cellular component: plasma membrane. The record is from RefSeq and is a predicted model, not a curated record. Gene Ontology annotation, biological process: regulation of canonical Wnt signaling pathway. Bases 1 to 2049 code for a protein of 682 amino acids.
AUGGAGACGAGCAGGAGCAGCGGCGGCGGCGGGGCUGUCAGCGCGCGCGUUGGGCACCGCGCGUCCGCGGGGGGCUGCAGGAGGAAGGAGGCGGCCGGGGCCGGGACCCUCUCGGCAGACAUGGACUUGCAUUGUGACUGUGCCGCCGAAACGCCGGCCUCGGAGCAGCCGUCGGGCAAGAUUAAUAAAGCCGCCUUCAAAUUAUUCAAGAAGAGGAAAUCGGGUGGCACCAUGCCCAGCUUUUUUGGGGUCAAAAACAAAGGGGAUGGGAAGAGCUCGGGUCCCGCGGGCAUGGUGCGGAGCAGGACGCACGACGGCUUAGCCGAGGUGGUGGUGCUGGAGGGCGGCAGGAAGGAGGAGCCGCGCGGCGGUGGCGGUGGCGGUGGCGGUGGCGGUGGCGGUGGCGGUGGCGGGGCUCGGCCCAACCCGGCGCCCCUGAGAGCGGCCGGGGGCGGCGGCAGCAGCAGCGGCGGCGGCGGCUCCCUGGCCCCCAGCAGCUCGGUGGCCAAGUCGCACAGCUUCUUCUCCCUUCUGAGGAAGAACGGGAGAUCGGAGCCCGGCCGCGGGGAACCGGCCGAGGCGAGCCAGGCUGGCUGCAAACAAAAGAAGGGGCUGAGAGGGCUCUUCAGCAGCAUGCGCUGGCCCAGGAAGGACAAGCGCGGCAAGGAGGAGGAGGAGAAGAAGGGCGCGCGCGCGGCCGGCGCCGGCGGCCUCAUCCUGCCCGGCUCGCUCACCGCCAGCCUGGAGUGCGUCAAGGAGGCAACGCCCGGGGCGGCGGCGGCGGCAGCCGCGGUGCGCGAGCCUCUGCAGAGUCCGGGCCCGGACGCCCCGCGGGACGCAGCAGGUGAGCUCGGAGGGGGAGGAGAGGCGGCCGCCGGAGCCCAGGGCGCCCCGGCGCGCACCUGCCGCGAGGCCCCGAGCCCCGCGCGGGGAGAGCAGCCCGGGGCGCCCGUCUCACCGGGGCCCGGCGAGCUGCACGCGGCCGAGGACGCAUCGAGGACAGGUGACGUUCCGCUCCCGACGGCCCCGCUGGCGGACUCCGAGUGUGGCCGCGGCCCUGCGCGCGCCGUCCCCGGCCCUUCCUCCUCCUCCUCCGCCGCCGCCGACCCGCCCGCAGACCCGUCGGCCGAGCGUAUUUGUCUCAUGUUUUCUGACGUGACUUCACUGAAAAGCUUUGACUCUUUUACAGGCUGUGGAGAUAUAAUUGCAGACCGGGACGACGAGGCGGGGGCCAGCUGCGACAGGCAUGGCCCCGGGCCUGGCAAGCCAGUGGCCUCUAAAAAGACCCCCGGCGUGGUGGCAUACCAAGGUGGAGGGGAGGAGAUGGCCAGCCCGGACGAGGCGGACGACACCUGCCUGCAGGAUUUCUGGGACAUGCUGUCCCAGACGGAGGAGCAAGGACAGGGGCCGGCCGAGGUGGAGGCGACGACAGCGGCCGCGCCGGAGGUGACGCCGGGGCGCUCAGACACCUGCCCAGACGCCGCCGUGGGCACGGAAGCUGCCAAGGAUGUGUCUUCAGUCAAGCGCAGGAGGCUCAACCGGAUGCCCGCCGAACCCCACCCGAAGGAGGAACCCAGGCGCCCGGAGAAGGAGCGGCAACUGGAAGGGGGAGUUCCCAAUGGGGACCAGGGCUCCUGGGACCCCACAACUCCCGGCCCCGAAGGAGGCAGCGCGGGCGGCGGGCCUAAGGCGGCCGUCCCCAGGAACAGCGGGGUAGGCGACGCCGACGCCAGCCCAGCAGCCCUGCCCGCCGGCGAGGAGACGACCUGCACCUCCCGCCUGAAGCCGGUGUCCCCAGGCGCCAUCACCUGUCCACUGCGGACGCCUGGCAGUCUGCUCAAGGACUCCAAGAUCCCCAUCAGCAUCAAGCAUCUCACGAACCUCCCGGCCAGCCAUCCAGCCGUGCACCAGCCGCCGGCCAGGAGCGAGGUGCCCAGAACAAAAAUCCCGGUCUCCAAAGUGCUGGUCCGCAGGGUCAGCAGUCGCGGCUUAGCUGGGACCACUCUGCGCGCAGCGGCCGCGUGCCACGACAGUGCCAAAAAGUUGUGA